Molecule: messenger RNA, 435 nt
Organism: Trichophyton rubrum CBS 118892
Lineage: Eukaryota; Fungi; Ascomycota; Eurotiomycetes; Onygenales; Arthrodermataceae
Exons: 1
Coding region: 1-435 (144 amino acids)
Source: RefSeq, a predicted model, not a curated record
AUGAUAGACUCCACGGUGCUUUCCGACUUUUCUCUAGUGACGUUAUGUUUUCGUGAAAUCAUAAAGUCCACGGUCUUCUUAUCAAAUUCAUCUUCCAUCAGGGCGACAUUGGGGACGAGUUGGUCGUGUAGCCGAGGAGCCUUUAGGGCCUGGCGAACGUUCAUUUUUCUGUCCAUGACGUUGAUGACACUUUGGAGCGUGCCGGUGAUAAUUUGGGAGCCUCCUGCUGCACCGCUGACGAAGUAUAGGGAACCAUCUGGGCGGGUGAUGAUGGUAGGACAGAUGGAAGAGAGUGGCCGCUUGCCGGGACGAAUGAAGUUCGAUGGCGAGGGCUUGUAUCCGAAGGAGUUGCUGUGUCCAGGGACAGAGAAGUCAUCCAUCUCGUUGUUCAUGAUGAUGCCGGUCUCGGGGACAAUGACACGGCUACCGAAGUAA